UAACGGGUUUUUGAAACAAAGGAUAGCAUGGUUAGGCCACUGCUCUAAAACCCUAAAAAUGGAACUUCAAACCCUUUGUUGCGCUCUUCCCUCUCAACCCAUUCACUCCAAUCAUCGAACUCUAUCAUCACCACCGUUCGCAACCCACGCUUCAUUCUCUAAUCAAAGGCAAACAUUUCGGUUUGGAAACAGUUCAAAAUGUUUGAAAUGGGUGAUUAGGGAACCUGCAGCAUUGGGAUUGAACAAAUUCCAGAGACUUCUUGUUCAUGCUUCUGAUUCCAGUUUAAAUGGAGGUUUGGAAGUUCAUCCAAACAAAAGUUCCAAUGUGCCCGUUAGUACGUUUAACGGGGUAGAACCGUUUCAUGGUAAAUCAGGUUCUGUCUCUUUUUGUGGGUUGACACACCAAUCGGUAGAAGAAGGGAAAUUGGAAUCUGCCCCCUUUGAAGAAAAGGGUGGCUCUUACUUAUGGGUCUUAGCUCCUACGGCGUUCAUAGCAUCUUUGAUUCUGCCACAGUUCUUCGUUGACAAUGUGGUCGAGGCUUUUCUUAAUGAUACGAUAUUAAUAGAUGCAGUGAGUUUGUUCACUCAUGAUGCCCUGUUCUACGUUGGACUAGCGACAUUCUUGUAUGUGACUGAUCGUGUCCAGAGGCCUUAUUUGCAGUACAGCUCCAAAAGAUGGGGUCUUAUCACCGGCCUCAGAGGAUACUUAUUCUCCGCAUUUUUAACAAUGGGUUUGAAGAUUGUUGUUCCUGUUAUUCUUUUGUUUGCAACCUGGUCAUCAUCACUUGGCAUGGCAGGAAUUGUUGCUGUAACUCCUUUUUUACUUGGCUGUGCUGUACAAUUUGCAUUUGAGAAAGUUUUGGACAAUCGUGGGUCAGCUUGCUGGCCACUAGUCCCUGCUAUAUUUGAGGUAUACAGACUCCAUCAGCUUACAAAAGCUGCUAAUUUUGCUGAGAAGUUGUUAUUAGCUUUGAAGGAUCUUCCUCCGAGCCCAGAAUUGGUAGAACGAACUGGAGGAUUGUUCGCAUUGAUGAUCUCUUUUCAAUUACUGGGGCUUGUGUGCCUUUGGUCAUUGAUGACGUUUCUUUUGAGGCUAUUCCCUUCUAGACCUGUAGCAGAUCAUUACUGAGUUUGGCGUGGAUCAUGGAAGAGUGUUGUAUAUAUUUGCCUAAUGUAUUUGAAAGACGCGGCUACAUUAUUGUUUGAUUAACUUUUAGUGCAGGCUCUUCAUUGAGAAAA
Messenger RNA from Vigna unguiculata (cowpea), 1239 nucleotides. Its product is annotated as tRNA-processing ribonuclease BN. Gene Ontology annotation, cellular component: chloroplast. NCBI's taxonomy places the organism in Eukaryota, Viridiplantae, Streptophyta, Magnoliopsida, Fabales, Fabaceae. The record is from RefSeq and is a predicted model, not a curated record.